AGGAAAGUGUUCUGCCCUGCAUAUGUUUUAUACCUUAAAGAUAUUGAAUUGUCUGUUGAAAAGUUUGAGAUGUUAGACAUGAAAAUGGUACUGGCCCUUUUAUUUUGAAGCCUGUGAUGACAGAGGAAAAAAAAAACAGGAAACAGGAAGUAGGAAGAACUGUAAAAAAGAUGUAAGGUGUGGUUGCAUGUGGGCAGUUUCUGCUGUGCAAUCUAAUUCAAUCCAUGGUGUGCAUCCUUCAGAAGGCAAUGGCUUUUCACUCCAAUUCAAUGUUGUCAUCUUGACUUAUCUGGUGUAUGAAGUCAUUAAAGGAGCAAGCCCGCUUUCUUACCUGACUCUUGAAAAGGAGUUUGUGCUGGCUGUUUAUCUAUGUUAACACUUCGGAGGUAAAACACAUAGAGAGAACAGUACAGAAAGCAUUCAGUGAAAACAGGGUAGGGAUCUUUGAAAAGGAAUUGUCCAAUUCAGUGAAUUGACAUCUGUCACAGUAAGUACAUUCAGGACCAUAGUGUCCUUUCCCUGGGACACCUAUGUGUCACGAUCCGCUCCGUUCGAUCCCGAUGUGUGCCACGCCCACCUCGUUACCUCGUGUGAUUCCCUGAUUGUUCUCACCUGUGGCUCGUUACCAGCAGUGAUGGGAAUAACGGCGCUAUAAAUAAACGGCGAAACUUUUUUCAGUAACAAGUAAUCAAACGAAUUACUGUUUCCCCCGUUACAACGCCGUUACCGUUACUGACAAUAAAAUGCGCGUUACUAUAACUGAGAACACUGAAGCGGUUUUCAUGCGAGCAGUGUCUCUCUCAGCCAUAGGACCUCUCUUUCUCUGGGGUGUGUGUGUGUUUGUGUGUGUUCGGGGCCGGGGCGGGACACAUAACCAGUGAUGAUGAUUGGUGUGUCUGCACACGUGGUGUAACUGAGAACGCGAUGAUUGGCUUAGAUUGAGUAAAUUUCCAUUGUUUACCAAUCAAAGGCAGAGUAGUGCAGGUGAUCACACAAAAGGACACGCACGGUCAGUUGCACACACCAACAUCCAGGAAUCACAACGAUGGCAAGUCCAACAAAUUCAAAGGUAGCUUUUGCAAACUGGAAAUAUAAGCACUACUUUUCCCUCGCUGAGGUGAAAGGCAAAAAUGUUUAUGUAACAGGAAAAAAGAGUCUCUCUGCGUCGGUAACAAGUAAUUCUAAUCUACUGAUUAACUGAAGCACCUCACAUCGUCACAUGCCGCCACAAAAUUAGUGGCUAAGAACGCAGGUGAUAACGUGAGCUCUGCUACCAAAGGACAUUUCUACAUUUCUUCAGAAGCAUAAUUUAUAUUUAGACUUAUUUGUUGACAAGUUGUGGUCUGUGCAAUAAAUAUUUAAAGUUCUAAACCAUCUAUUGUGCUUUACUGUUCCACUAAAGUAAUGAUAAUAUUUAUAAUAAUAUGUUGAAUUUGAUAGUUGUCUCUCACGUUGUCCCACAACAACAUUAAAAUAGUGUAGAUUAGUGUACAAUGUUUUAUAUUUAUAGUUAUAUUAAAUUUGUUUUUUUUUUUUUAAGUAACGCAAUAGUUACUUUGCCUGGUAAUUAGUUACUUUUAUAAUGAUGUAACUCAGUUACUAACUCAGUUACUAUUUGUGAGAAGUAACUAGUAACUAUAACUUAUUACUUUUUUAAAGAUACAUGCCCAACACUGGUUACCAGUAGCUUGUCUUUUGUAUAUAGUCCUUGUCUCAGUCAGUCUACCCAGAUCCGUCAUUGUAGUGUCUGUGGAUGUUCGUGCCUGUUUACCCUCCGUCUCGAAUAAAACCCUGUUUGCCCGACUUCAUGGCUUCGCUCGCCUGCUUUCCGGCUCGCCCGCCCCGCACCCUGACAGAAUGACUGAUCUCUACAACAAUUCACCGCAGCAAGCCGAAAGCCAACGGAUCGGCUUGCUGCAAGAGGUGAUUUACUGGCUGUCCCAACCCGAGGUCCAGGAAGACCCCGUAGCCCGGGACAUGGCCAGCCGGAGCGGAGACCUCCUGAGCGAGGCACCCCCUCCUGGAAACGCGUACCCCCUGCAGGAGGUACGCGAGAAUCUUCGGCUGCUAAUACAGCGGAUUACAGACCGGAGAGCCCAGUUGGUCGCGUUGUGCUGCGCUGGGGCUGCUGUACCGCCUUCUGUCCUCACAGAGACGGCGCAGCCGCUUCCUUCCACCGCCACAAGCCGGAGGCGGAAGAAGAAAAAAAGAGAGCAGAGACAGAAGGAGGACCUGACAAUCCUCCUGGGAGCUGCCUCUCUUUCCCCAGCAUCGUUUCCUGCUAGUCUUCGGGGGGAAGCCCUGAUCGCUCCGGACGUCAGCCCUGAUCGCUCCGAACGUCAACGCCACUGCGAAGGUGCCUUUGCAGGCAGCUUCUCCCUUCCGGGAACGCGGCUAGCCCUUAAAGGGGCCAGGGCCAUCUGGGAUGCGAUUCCCCGAAUCCCAAGGUCCUUAAAGGGGCAGCGCCAGCACGCCCGGCGCCAAUCCUGGCGCCUAUUUCGGACCUGCCUGCUCCGGACUUGCCAGCAGCACCUGCUGCUACUGCCGCCGCACUGCCCGCGGCAAUGCCUGACCCGCUCGUCCUGCCUGCGGUUCCUGCAGCUGCCGUCGCCGCUCUGCCUGAGGUGCCUGCUACGGCGCCCCUGUCCUGCCCGCGGCCCUGCCUGAGGCCGCCUCUCUGCCCGUCCAGCCUGCACCGGACCCGCCUGCUCCUAACCCGCCUGUUCCCGUCCUGCCCGCAGCUCCAGCUGCACCGCCUCCUGCAGCUGCCACCGCUCUGCCUGCGGCACUGCCCGAGGUGGCCACGGAUGUGCCCCCUGCUGG
Paramormyrops kingsleyae is the source of this 2823-nucleotide messenger RNA. NCBI's taxonomy places the organism in Eukaryota, Metazoa, Chordata, Actinopteri, Osteoglossiformes, Mormyridae. The record is from RefSeq and is a predicted model, not a curated record.